Messenger RNA from Megalops cyprinoides (Indo-Pacific tarpon), 946 nucleotides. RefSeq names its product synuclein, gamma a (gene sncga). Gene Ontology annotation, biological process: synapse organization; synaptic vesicle endocytosis; chemical synaptic transmission. Gene Ontology annotation, cellular component: cytoplasm; axon terminus; neuronal cell body. Bases 327 to 701 code for a protein of 124 amino acids. The transcript is spliced from 6 exons. NCBI's taxonomy places the organism in Eukaryota, Metazoa, Chordata, Actinopteri, Elopiformes, Megalopidae. Gene Ontology annotation, molecular function: cuprous ion binding. The record is from RefSeq and is a predicted model, not a curated record.
UGUCCUCUCUCUCGCCCGCCCGUUUCUGUCACACUUGCUCUCUCACCCUCCCUCCCUCCCUCACUCUGACUCUCUCUCUCUCUCUCUCUCGCUCCGCUGCUCUCCUCGUUAAGAGCGGCCCGGUCUGUCCGUCUGAUCGCAGACCGUCCAGCCCUCUCUGGGAAGAGCAGAGCACACGCUGACAGGAACGCUUGCGCACACACACACACACUCACGCUCUCUCUCUGUCUCUCUCUUUCUCUCCCUCCCUCUCCCUCUCUCAUACACACACGCACACAAGCAAGCUUCCACCAGUCAGGAGACAUAGCCUGUACCAGUAGCCCAGGAUGGAUGUCCUGAAGAAGGGAUUCUCCAUGGCCAAGGAGGGGGUGGUGGCGGCGGCAGAGAAGACCAAAGCUGGUGUGGAGGAGGCUGCUGCCAAAACCAAAGAAGGGGUCAUGUAUGUAGGUACAAAGACAAAGGAAGGAGUGACCGCUGGAGUAAAUACAGUGGCUCAGAGAACGACCGAGCAGGCCAACAUCGUUGGAGAUGUAGCCGUGGCGGGUGCCAACGAGGUGUCCCAGAAAACAGUGGAGGGAGUGGAGAACGUGGCACUCUCAACCGGAUUUGUCAAGGCGGACGAGCCCGGAACGGAGGGUGACCUGUCCCAUGGUCAGGGGGGCGCGGAGCAGGCUGGAGACGCAGCAGAGCAGGGGAAUUAGCCCAUUGUCCAGGGACCAGCAGCAAUCCCCCCCAUCCCCCCUCCGCUGCCAGCAGGAUUGCCCCCCACAUACCCCCACCCCAACCCGAAAUCUCCUGAGACCCAGGCGUCUCCUUGCCUAUAUGUUUUUGUGACUCCAUGGAAACCGAAACGUCUAUAGGACUCUCUCCGUCCUCACGCCCGGCCCUCCCCUCCACAGACUGCGGGUGCAUCCGUGGGUUCGUUCCGACACAAACCCCCCCCCCC